AUGAAGACCAGAAGCUUCUUGGUCCAGGUGGUGGUGCUUCUCGUCCUUGGGACGCUGGUGGCAGAGGCGGCUAUCAUAAGAGGUCGUCCAAAAGGUCAAGGUACUAAGAAAACAAAUGUUUUAGUCAAUGAAAAGGGUCCAAUCAAUGGUCAAUAUCCUGUCAAAAGACCAAAUCCAGUGAAAGGUCAAGGUCCAGUCAAAGGACAAGAUCCAGUCAAAGGUCAAGAUCCAGUCAAAGGACAAGAUCCAGUCAAAGGUCAAGAUCCAGUCAAAGGUCAAGAUCCAGUCAAAGGACAAGAUCCAGUCAAAGGUCAAGAUCCAGUCAAAGGACAAGAUCCAGUCAAAGGUCAAGAUCCAGUCAAAGGUCAAGAUCCAGUCAAAGGACAAGAUCCAGUCAAAGGACAAGAUCCAGUCAAAGGUCAAGAUCCAGUCAAAGGACAAGAUCCAGUCAAAGGUCAAGAUCCAGUCAAAGGACAAGAUCCAGUCAAAGGACAAGACCGAGUCAGAGGUCCACUCCUCACUAAGCGUGGCUCCUGCCCCAGGGUUCUGAUCCGGUGCGCCAUGAUGAACCCCCCUAACCGGUGUCUGAGAGAUGCUCAGUGCCCAGGGGCCAAGAAGUGCUGUGAAGGCUCUUGUGGGAAGACCUGUAUGGAUCCCCAGUGAGGGAGAGUCUGUGCUGCUGCACCUGUGAGGUCCCCAGGGAUGUAGGCCCUGGUGCCUAUAGCUUGACCCUCUCCCACACUGCCCCUUCUUCCUC
This is a messenger RNA of Budorcas taxicolor (takin), 757 nucleotides long. It is a transcript of the gene PI3, whose product is annotated as peptidase inhibitor 3. Gene Ontology annotation, molecular function: peptidase inhibitor activity. Gene Ontology annotation, biological process: antibacterial humoral response; innate immune response; copulation. Bases 1 to 663 code for a protein of 220 amino acids. The transcript is spliced from 4 exons. Gene Ontology annotation, cellular component: extracellular region. The record is from RefSeq and is a predicted model, not a curated record. Lineage: Eukaryota; Metazoa; Chordata; Mammalia; Artiodactyla; Bovidae.